Molecule: messenger RNA, 1786 nt
Organism: Phlebotomus papatasi
Lineage: Eukaryota; Metazoa; Arthropoda; Insecta; Diptera; Psychodidae
Product: transcription factor grauzone-like
Exons: 2
Coding region: 77-1693 (538 amino acids)
Biological process (GO): regulation of transcription by RNA polymerase II
Cellular component (GO): nucleus
Molecular function (GO): RNA polymerase II cis-regulatory region sequence-specific DNA binding; zinc ion binding; DNA-binding transcription activator activity, RNA polymerase II-specific
Source: RefSeq, a predicted model, not a curated record
CCAUCUCUUUCAUCUAUAAAUGGAUAGGAUAUGUCAAAAAGUAUAAACACGAAACAAAUUCUGAUAUUUUGUUAAAAUGUCCCUUUUAAAUGAUAUCGACUAUAAGUGUGAAGUAAAAACAGAAAUUGUGACUUAUGAAGAAAAAAAGGAAGAAGAACUAUGUAGAUUUUGUGUUCAAAGAGUUACCCAGUACUCUUCAAUUCUCGAGGAAAACCUCCACAAAUCUUUAACCUUAUAUCUUGGAAUAACUGUGGAAGAGACAGACAACUGGCCAAAAGUUAUUUGCAGUAAGUGCUCAGAAACUGUUGCAAUAUGUUUAAAUUUUAUGACAACCGUCCGGAACUCAGAGAUUACUCUCCGGAAUCUGUAUGGGGACCCAAUGGAAAUUGCUGAAGUUGCGAUUGGGAUCAAGCCUGAUAUUGAAAUGAUUGAAGUUAAAGACAUGCCUUCGGAUAAUGAAUCAGUAGAUUGUAAUUUUGAGCAAAAUUUCAGUGAAUCAUCUUGCAAUGCUUUGGCAGAAUCACCAAAGCCAAUGCCUAGAAAACGAGGUAGACCUAGAAAAAAGCCUGUAGAGUCUUCCAUUGAAGAGAUUCAAGAUACAGACAUGAGCAAGACGAUUCCAAAUAAAACCAGAGGGCAGAGCAAGAAAAGAGAUUUUAGUGAAACUCAGGAUGGACCACCUACUCCACCGGAUGCUAAGGAAGCGCCACAGGAUGAAAAUUCAAAGAAAACUCGUCGCAAAUUGAUUGAUUUGAAAGAAGAGGAUGAAAGAAUAAGAAAAUUCUUUAAACUUCAGUGUGAUAUUUGUUCAGAAUCAUUUGAGACUUUUAAGAAGUUUAAAGCUCACACAUUACAUAUUCACAAUGAAGAAGCUUACGUGAUAUGCUGUGACAGGAAGUUGAAAAAUCGUACAAGACUCGUCAAUCAUCUCAACAGUCACAUAAAUCCCAAUGUAUUCAAAUGCACAAAGUGCGAUUCCAAGGGUUUCCUUACGGCCAAUGGAUUGAACUUACACAUAUUGAAUACACAUGCUCCACCAGAAUUACACAAGUACAAAUGCACAAAGUGUCCAAGGACUUUUAUGACAGCAUCUCGCCUCAAGAGCCACCAGAUUUCCCAUUUAGAUGACAAAGAAAAGAAAUUUAAAUGUCCAAAAUGUGAUAAGGCAUUCGCACUGAAUUCCAUCAUGCAGCAGCAUGUACGAAAUUCCCACGAUGGAUACAACAAACAUGUUUGUGAAAUUUGUGCUAAAGUUUUCAAAGCAAAGUACACCUAUCAAAUUCACAUGAAUAACCAUUUGGACGGAGGAGCAGGAAAAUUUUGCUGUCCUACGUGUGGAAAGUUGUUCAAGAGAAAAAGAUUGCUGCAGCUUCAUGUGGAGCGACACAAUGAAUCUGGUGAAAUUUUCAAGUGUAAUAUGUGUGGAAAAGAAGCACCUAACCGAUUUGCUCUCAAACGGCAUAUCCAGUAUAGUCACCUGAAAGUCAGGAAGUACGAAUGCAAUCUGUGCAGCAGUGCUUUUAAAACACCUUUAGGAUUAAAGGAACAUAUGGCCACUCAUUCCUCAAGCCAAGUUUUAUACACCUGCCUCUUCUGCCCCAAACAAUUCAACAGCAAUGCCAAUAAGUACGUUCAUCAGAAGAGGAAACAUCCUGUGGAAUAUGAGGCGAUGAAGCAGAAGAAAAAUUCAUAGGGAGCUGUUCCAGAAAUGAAAUGAUCCGUGAAAUAAUUUAAAAUUGCGAAAUACUUUUAAUUAAAUAAAAUUGAAAGGGGAGAAUAUAACAAG